AUGUCGCUAUCAAGAGCCGUCUCAUCCACUUUGAGGUGUACCGCAUGCUCUAAGCCAAUUGCGCGAGCUUGGCCUAGAACUCCAGCUACCACCACGCUUCGCGCCUCCUGGUCCGCACAGCGCCCGAUUAGCUCCACGACAAGACGCUGCGCAGACAGAAACGAUCCAGCCGUAGAAGACCCCGAAUUCGCUUUCCUCGAAGAUGCUGCGACCAAAAACUCAAGGACGCCUAGCGCUCCUCAAUCGACUGCCGAAGAACAGAUAGAGACUGCAUCGUCCCCAUCGCCUCCUGCACCCCUGGAAGAAGUAGAAGAAGACCUGCUUUCCGAAGAAGCAAUAGAAGAAGCAGAAUUCGAUGCAGCUUUCGACCUACCACCACUUCCCCAGGUCAAGCCUCUUCCCCGGGUCGAGCCAUCACAGCCUACGCUGCCUUGGUACCUCCAAAACCGCCCAGCUCCCGAGCCAACACAAGCUGCCAUCAUUCCCGAGCUUCCACCCAAUCCGCCCCCAUUACUACCAACCCUUUUAGAAUACGUCGCGAACACGGCAGGUAUGGAUGACCUUUUGAUCUACGACCUGCGUCAUCUCGAUCCGCCUGCCGCUCUCGGCUCGUCUCUCAUAAUGAUUAUUUGCACCGCUCGCUCAGAGAAACAUCUCCACGUCUCCGCGGACCGCUUCUGCCGUUACCUCCGCCGCGAACAUCACCUACGGGCCAAUGCUGCCGGUUUGCUCGGCCGCAAUGAGCUGAAGAUCAAAUUAAGGAGGAAAGCGAAGAGGAUGAAGAUGCUGGCUAAUGUGGGCGGCCAGGAGCCAGAAGGCAACCUUGAUGAUGGCAUCAGGACUGGCUGGAUAUGCUGCACCGUCGGAAAGAUACAGGCGCAUCCUGAGGACAAGGCCUUCGUCGGUGCGCGGGGAGAGGGAGAGGGCUUCGUUGGGUUCAACGACGUGAAGCCUGGCGUCAACGUCGUUGUUCAAAUGUUCACGGAAGAGAAGAGGGCCGAGAUCGAUCUCGAGAACCUAUGGAACGGUGUUCUGAAAACGCAUGCUAGGAACGAAGGAAAAGCGGACGAAAUGAUUAAGGCGCUUGAUGAGGAUGUGCAAGAGGCAGAUCUAGAGGCCGAGGUCGCUGAGGAAGAGAAGAUCGCAGCCGAAGAGAAGAAGGCAGAGCCUGAGCCGGUCUCUAGGCCUGCUCCGACAACGACACCGACACCGACACCAACGCACACCUUUACUAGACCACGGUCAACUGUCGGUGACGUGUUCCCAGAUGUUGACAGCUUUGGAAAUCGUCAACAGUUGAGGCGGCUGCAUACUGUAGGACUACGAGUGUAA
Didymosphaeria variabile is the source of this 1332-nucleotide messenger RNA. It is a transcript of the gene ATP25, whose product is annotated as ATPase synthesis protein 25 mitochondrial. Gene Ontology annotation, cellular component: mitochondrion. The transcript has a single exon. The record is from RefSeq and is a predicted model, not a curated record. The coding region runs from base 1 to 1332 and encodes 443 amino acids. Gene Ontology annotation, biological process: mitochondrial gene expression; mRNA stabilization; mitochondrial proton-transporting ATP synthase complex assembly. Lineage: Eukaryota; Fungi; Ascomycota; Dothideomycetes; Pleosporales; Didymosphaeriaceae.